UCCUUCCUUCCCCACUCUAAAGAGAAUAUUAUUCGCUUGCCUGCAUACUUGAUGUGACAGAGCAGGUCAGAGCGUGCUGGAGUGAGUGAGAGAGAGAGAGAGAGAGAGAGAGGGAGAGAGGGAGAGAGAGAGAGAGGGAGGGAGAGAGAGACGGAGAGAGAGAAGGGGGAGGAGAGGCUGGAUUGGGAACGCGCAGUGGAUCUAUCAUCGUUUCUCUCCGUUUCUGGUGGUCUUCACCCUCUCCCUGAUCAGACUGAUUGUGGGAGGCAACGGCUGCGAAGUUAUUUUGAACUUUUGCUCUCCUAGUUGUAGUGAGUGUGUGUGUGUCUGAGAGAGAGAGAGAGAGGGGAGAGAGAGAGAGAGGAGAAGAGAGAGAGAGAGAGGAGAAGGGAGGGAGUCAACUAGACCCGAGGAUGAGUUCCAAAGAAGAGGCAAAGUCUUCCUCGGCUACCUUGCACUCCUCACUAGACGAGCGGAGAAGAAGCCCGCUGGACCAGCUGCCGCCCCCGGCCAACUCUAACAAACCACUGACUCCUUUCAGCAUCGAGGACAUUCUCAACAAACCCUCGGUGCGGAGAGGGUUCGCUCUGUGCGGAACUAACCACCUCCUGUCAGCGGCCGACAAGCACACGCCUUCGGCCCUUGCUCUGGCUAGCCGACCCGGGGUCCUGUCGCAGACCUCGCCUUUGUGCGCCUUGGAGGAACUCGCCAGCAAAACUUUUAAAGGACUGGAGGUCAGCGUCCUACAAGCGGCGGAGGGGUCUGUUUUAACAGGCAGGGACGGCCUCACCAUCUUCGGCCAAAGACCGACCCCCAAGAAGCGCAGAAAGUCGCGAACCGCUUUCACCAAUCACCAGAUCUACGAGCUGGAAAAGCGUUUUCUGUACCAGAAGUACCUGUCGCCGGCCGACCGCGAUCAGAUUGCCCAGCAGCUCGGCCUGACCAAUGCCCAGGUCAUCACUUGGUUCCAGAACCGCCGCGCCAAACUCAAGCGGGAUCUGGAGGAGAUGAAGGCCGACGUGGAGUCGGCCAAGAGACUGGGGCCCAGGCAGCUGGAAAAAAUAGUAGAACUGACGGAAUUGGAUCAGAGCGCGGCGGAGAUCGGCAGUAAAUCCAGAUCUCAGAGUCACAGCCCGAUGAAAAGUGCCCGCGCGGAUACCCAUGCACUGGCAAUGGGUCACCCGACCCGCAAAGACUACUCAGAGGAGGACGAAGAGGAGGAGGAGGAGAUUGAAGUCGAUGACUGAUUCCCUUUUUGUGUUUUGCCUUUCUCCCCCCGGUCCCUGUUCCAUUUUAUAUAUAAAACACAAAAUAUAUUGCAAAAAAAAACGAGAGCUUCCGCGCCGACCUUUCUACGAUGCAGCUUCCAGCAUGUUACAGAAAUCAUCCGAGUUCUUUCUUUAAUUCUGUAGUUAGAAACGGGCUCAACCCGAGGCAGAAAUAUCCCAAAAAGAAAACGAAAAAAAAAGCAAUAAUCGGUGUUUAAGAUUCGCCAGAGCCGCAGAGAAUCUGGCCCAGCUAUUUAAUAAUUUCGAUUUCUAUAUAUUGUAUAUAUAUAAAAGAAAAAAAAAACCUUUAUGGAUUAGGAGUGGCUGAUUAUCUGGUUUGGAAGGCGGUUCUCGGUUAGAGCGAGAGGAUUCAUGUGGCUUUACAUCGGUUAGAAGAUCUCGGAUAUGUGAUAAUGUUCCGCCUUCCUUGAAUUCUUCAGUAUAGCGGCAGGGAUAUGUCAGGGUUAAUUCUGCAUCCACCGCAUGUGUUGGGUCUGCACGACACAUUUAUUUUUUAAAAAAAUAACAAAAUUACUGGACACACUUGUAACUUUCUAACUCUCUCUCCUUUUUGUCUAAUAUCAAGACGAUUUAUUAUACAACGCUAUCAGGAAAUCUGCCUCCUCGUA
Mobula hypostoma (lesser devil ray) is the source of this 1897-nucleotide messenger RNA. RefSeq names its product transcription factor LBX1-like. The transcript has 2 exons. The coding region runs from base 414 to 1247 and encodes 277 amino acids. The record is from RefSeq and is a predicted model, not a curated record. Gene Ontology annotation, molecular function: DNA-binding transcription factor activity, RNA polymerase II-specific; sequence-specific double-stranded DNA binding. Gene Ontology annotation, biological process: regulation of transcription by RNA polymerase II. Lineage: Eukaryota; Metazoa; Chordata; Chondrichthyes; Myliobatiformes; Myliobatidae. Gene Ontology annotation, cellular component: nucleus.